AUGGGGUUCGUGCAUAGAUGGAGAGCAUGGGUUAUGGAGUGUGUGACAAAUGCAUCUAUAUCGGUUCUAAUAAAUGGUUCUUCAUCUAAGCCGUUCAAAUUGGAAAGAGGUUUGAGACAAGGUGACCCACUUUCUCCUUUCUUAUUUGUUUUGGUUGUGGAUGUGCUGCAUCGAAUGGUUGGAGAGGCUAUCAGGAACAGUUGCAUAUCUUCGUUGUUGGUAGGGAGAGAUAGUAUAGAGUUGUCGCACCUGCAGUUUGCUGAUGAUACUAUUCUAUUUUGUCCACCUGAAGAGGAGACUAUUAAGAGCUACCAGUGGCUUCUGCGAUGUUUUGAGUUGAUAUCAGGACUAAUGAUUAAUUUUGAGAAGUCCAGCUUGAUUCCAAUUAAUUGUGAUGGGCAGUGGGUCUAA
This is a messenger RNA of Arachis stenosperma, 411 nucleotides long. RefSeq lists its product as uncharacterized. The transcript has a single exon. NCBI's taxonomy places the organism in Eukaryota, Viridiplantae, Streptophyta, Magnoliopsida, Fabales, Fabaceae. The record is from RefSeq and is a predicted model, not a curated record. Bases 1 to 411 code for a protein of 136 amino acids.